Vigna radiata var. radiata (mung bean) is the source of this 2207-nucleotide messenger RNA. RefSeq names its product acyl-CoA-binding domain-containing protein 4. The record is from RefSeq and is a predicted model, not a curated record. Bases 290 to 1810 code for a protein of 506 amino acids. Lineage: Eukaryota; Viridiplantae; Streptophyta; Magnoliopsida; Fabales; Fabaceae. Gene Ontology annotation, molecular function: protein binding. The transcript has 14 exons.
AUGUCUUUUGUCACCAUGUGUUUAUGGUUGUACAAGUAGUCUCGAGGUACAACUUACAACAACUCAGCCUAUUCUUGCCGUAACUUUUGUUUUGUCGCGCCUUUCCGACACUACGGUCUCUGCUACAACAACGUAUCCAUUGAGAUCUCUGACGGUGGCUCUGCAUCCGCCACCGUCCGAUCUCCUCAUACUCAUCUGUGCCAGACGACAGCGUUUCGAGAUCUGCCAAUUCUCUCAGUGACAGGUGAUUUGAAAAGUUCUUCCUAGUGUAAAGGAGUGCUGGAGAGAUAUGGAAGUCAACAAUUGGCAUAAGGAGCUUACAUAUGAUGAGUGGGUACCAGUUACUGUAUCUGGUGCUCGCCCAGGUCCUCGCUACAAGCAUGCUGCAGCAGUAGUUGAUGAAAAAUUAUACAUUGCUGGUGGGAGUCGUAAUGGCCGACACUUAUCUGAUGUUCAGGUUUUUGAUUUAAGAAAUUUGACGUGGUCCUCUCUGAAACUAAAAGCAAAUGUUGAAAAAGAGGAUGGCGAUAGCUCACAGGAAAUUCUUCCUGCCACAUCUGGUCACAGUAUGAUUAGGUGGGGGGAGAAACUACUUCUUCUUGGUGGCAGUUCACGGGACUCUUCGGCUGAAUUAACAGUUCGAUACAUUGACAUUGAAACAAGCCAGUUUGGAGUUAUUAAGACUUCUGGAAAUGUCCCAGUAGCUCGUGUGGGACAUUCUGCAACAUUAGUUGGUUCAAGAGUGAUAUUGUUUGGUGGAGAAGAUAUGAGCAGGAAGCUGUUGAAUGAUGUCCAUGUUCUCGAUCUGGAAAGUAUGAAUUGGGAAAUGAUAGAGACUAGCCAGACUCCUCCAGCUCCUAGAUACGAUCAUGCAGCUUCUAUUCAAGGACAGCGCUACCUUCUAAUAUUUGGUGGUUGCUCUCAUUCUGUCUUCUUCAAUGAUCUUCAUUUAUUAGACAUGCAAACAAUGGAGUGGUCCCAACCACAAACUCAAGGUAAUUUAGUAUCUCCAAGGGCUGGUCAUGCUGGUGUCACUAUUGAUGAAAGCUGGUAUAUAGUUGGUGGUGGAGAUAAUAAAAGUGGUUGCCCUGAAACCCUGGUGUUAGACAUGUCUAAGCUUGUAUGGUCAGUAUUGACUGUUGUGAAGCAAAAAGAUCCACUUUCCAGUGAGGGUCUUAGUGUCUGUUCGGCAACAGUUGAUGGAGAAAAGUAUCUGUUAGCUUUUGGAGGCUAUAAUGGGAGGUACAGCAACGAGGUUUUUGUUAUGAGACCCAAGGAAAAAGACAUUGUACGUCCUAAGAUUUUCCAAUCACCUGCUGCCGCUGCCGCUGCAGCUUCUGUUACUUCUGCUUAUGCGUUGUCUAAAUCAGAGAAGUUGGAUUUCAUGCAACUAGAUGAUAUGAAUUCCAACUCACAUGUAAAUGGUCAUUCUAAAGACGAUGUGACGGACAAAUUUGAAGCAAUUAAAGAAGAGAAACGAAUAUUGGAAUUGUCAAUUGCAGAAGUCAGGGCUGAAAAUUCUAAGAUUGGAGGCGAGAUAGAAGAGUUAAAUAAUACUCAUGCUGAGUUGUCCAAGGAACUCCAGUCAGUCCAGGGACAACUUGUGGCUGAGAGAUCAAGAUGCUUUAACUUGGAGGCCAAAAUUGCAGAACUCCAGAAGUUGCUGGAAUCAAUGCAGUCAGUGGAGGAAGAGGUACAAGCUCUUCGUGAAAAGAAUUCUGCUCUGGACCAGGAAAUGGAGCUUGCUGCAACAGCACAGAGACAGAGUUCCGGUGGAGUUUGGCGAUGGUUUGGUGGGAGUGAGAAAUGAGAAGUAUGAGGUCAUGGCAGCAAUGUCAACUGAAAGUGAUAUAUUGAGUCUGAGGAACCUUAACAGGUUAUAUUCUAUUUUUUUUAUUUUUUUCAUUUAGAAAAUAAAAUUUCUUUGUUACAGAACUUUUAAGUUAUCAUCUUGAGUUGAAAUGAUUGAUGGACUCCAAUUUUGAAGCACUGAAGACUGAAACUUUCGAGAUGGGUACAUAAUCUUUUUGAAUUUGUAAUGCGUACCUAGACAGGUUUACUUUUGACUGAUACAUUUCAUGCUCAACUGUCCAUUAAAUUUAUAGGAUUUACCUUUUAUUUGAUUGUAUUCAUUUGAUUAUAUUGGAAUCUGAUUGACAUGAUUUAUUCCAUUUUAAAUAUAACUAGCUAGGAUGUUCGAUUGCCAA